GUCAUCUUUCCCUUCCAACUAAAGGUCUUACAUACCAGGUUUUAAGGCCCUGCGGAAGAGGAGGAAGGGACUGGAAAAAGCACUUGACUUCUGGAAUGUCUACGCCAGCCAAGACCCACAACUUGGGUCCUUCAGACAGGAAAGUGGUCAUUGUUUCAAUGGCUUGACCCAGCUACUGGGGCAGCCAACAGCUUGCACUGGGCUGGUCCACAGGAAGGAAAUGUGGAGACUUUCGUCUGGGCAGUCCCAACAACAACACACCAUGUGAAAGGGGAGAGUUUCUAUCACCUCCCUUCAGGCUUUCUGGUGGCACGCAGAAAGGAACUCUGGCACGCCAGUUGUGACAACUGAACUUCCAGCCGAGAAAUGAACUGGCUUGCGGGCAAGAAUUCACCAAGAAAGCUCCCCGUGCAGGAAACAUCCACUUGAGUUGAAAAGAGGUUUCCUUGCAAGCACUGAAGCUACCCACGUGUUUUCUCUCGCAUGAGAUUUUGCUGAAAACUACUGCGGAAAUUACUGGUGUUUGGACUACCUUCUUAUCAUCUGGUUGAACUCCUCCUCCUCCUCCCUUCUGCUCAGUUGUGACUUUUCUCCUUCCUUGAACAGUUUCUGUUUCCCGUUUCUCAGACACCAUGGCCUGGAAUGGAUGUAGGAAUUCUUCAUACCUGAUAGGUCAAGAAGAGGAUCCUUGUUCACCCUGUUGACUCCUGCUGGUUGAGGACUAAGUGAGAUCUUCUCCAAAGUGUGUCUUCACAGGAGCCAGUGAGCCAUGCCCUGCCAGCGUCGUCCACGGGCAGCCAGUGACACGCCCCGAGAAGACCUCUUCUAUCAAACUUAUUAUUGCUUGAGCCAACAGUACCCUCUGAUUCUUUUUCUCUUGGUUAUUGUGCUGAGCAUCUGCGUGGCUCUCAUUGCUACUACCUUUUCCAGCGGUAGGGAUUUCUCCUCCAACUUGGCUUUCCUGAUUACGUUAUUCAUUGCUCUGCUGAUCUUCAGCCUGAUCUUGGUCUUUGUGUGCAUGGAAAACAUCUUCCAGAGAUGCACCCGUCUCUUCUCAGCUGUCAUUUGGAUAUGUCUGAUCACAAUGGGUUAUGUAUUCAUCUUUGUCAGUGGAGUGGUUUGCGCUUGGGACCAGGUGUCCUUCUUCCUCUUCAUAAUCUUCAUUGUCUACACCAUGUUGCCUGUUGGCAUGAAAGAUGCAGUAGUUGCCGGUAUAGUAGCUUCUCUUUCGCACAUCAUAGUUCUGAGUAUCUACCUGUCAAUGGGCCACAGUUCACCUUCACAACUGGCUGUGCAGCAAUUGGCCAAUCUAGUUAUCUUUGUCUGUGGUAACUUGGUGGGAGCCUAUCACAAGCAUUUGAUGGAGGUGGCCCUGGGCGAGACCUUCCAUGAGACCUUCAACCUCAUCCAAUCUCGAGUUAAGCUGGAGUCGGAGAAGCGACACCAGGAACAUUUGCUCCUCUCCAUCCUUCCUGCUUACAUUGCCUUGGAGAUGAAGGCUGAGAUCAUUGAGCGGCUCCGGGAUGGAGGCCAGCCCCAGCGCCAGCAUGAAAGUGCCAACAACUUCCACAACCUUUAUGUCAAGAGGCACCAGAAUGUCAGCAUCCUCUAUGCAGAUAUUGUUGGCUUCACACUUUUGGCCAGUGAAUGUUCUCCCAAAGAGCUGGUUUUGAUGCUCAAUGAACUCUUUGGCAAGUUUGAUCAGAUUGCCAAGGAUAAUGAAUGCAUGAGGAUCAAGUUCUUAGGGGAUUGCUACUAUUGUGUGUCUGGAUUACCUGUAUCUUUGCCGAACCAUGCUCUGAACUGCGUCAAGAUGGGACUUGACAUGUGUCGGUCCAUCAAGAAGCUGCGUGAUGCCACCGGAGUAGACAUCAAUAUGAGAGUUGGAGUCCAUUCGGGAAAUGUCCUGUGUGGGGUGAUUGGUCUUCAAAAGUGGCAAUAUGAUGUCUGGUCUGAUGAUGUGACAUUAGCCAAUCACAUGGAGGCAGGAGGCGUGCCAGGGAGAGUUCACAUCACAGAAGCUACCUUGUCACACCUGGGUGGAAUGUACACCGUGGAGGAAGUUUGCUGUGUGCGAGACUCUUACUUGAGGGAGAACCGCAUUAAGACUUUCUUAGUUGUUGAUCCCAGAGCUGAAGAAGAAAGCUCUCGUGACAUUCUCUCACCUGCGCCAGGUGAGAGCUUCAUGAUGAGGGCCUCUGUCCGGAUGACUCGCUACCUGGAAUCAUGGGGAGCUGCCAAACCCUUUGCCAACCUCAAACCUUUGGACAAUCUGCCAGCAGAGCCAGCAGGAUUUGUUCGGAAUAACCAUUCGGAUAUCUCUUUGGGAUCUUUGACCAUGGAACGGUGCCGUGCCCCCAGAAGUCCAGAUGAAGACUUGGAAGGUGUGGACGAGAAGUUCUUCCAACUGAUUGAACAACUGAAUUCCCAGAAGCAAUGGAAGAAAUCUGAAGACUUCAACUGCAUCACAUUGUACUUCAAGCAGGAAUCUCUGGAGAAGGAGUACCGGCUUUCGCCAUUACCAUCUUUUAAUUACUAUACGGCCUGCAGCUUCCUGGUCUUCGUUUCCAACUUUCUCAUCCAGAUCCUUGUCGUUUAUAAAACAGAAGCACUGGGGAUCUCCUAUGGAAUUUCUUUCUUCCUGUUUCUCCUCCUCCUUCUCACCUGCUUUGCUGGUCACCUGGCGAAAUGUUUCCUGAAAGGUCCCAAGAUCUUGUACUGGGUUCCAUCCAUCUUGGCCAAUGUUUGCACUCAGCCAUGGCUACGUGUCUCCUUGGGCAUCAUCACCAUUCUUGUGGUUCUCACAAUGUCCGUGUUGAAUUUGUUCUUUAUGCCAGAAACCUCAUGCUUUGUGAAGCUUGAAAAUUCUACCUUAUCAAGCAUGAAUACUGUACAGGAAUUCUCUCGGUUUAACUCCCUCUUCAGUGUGCCGUAUUAUAUCUACUGCUGUGUCCUGGGAUUCCUCUCGUGUUCCCUCUUCCUCCACAUGAACUUUGAGCUCAAGUUGACCAUGCUGAUACUUUGCCUUGUUGUCUACAAUGUGCUGUUCCUUCACACCCAUUCCUGGGUCUCUGACUGCUAUGUGUCUCAGCUCUACCGUAACCAAACUGCACUCAGACCUGGGGUGCUGAAGGAGCCCAAGGUGAUGGGAGCAGUCUCAUUCUUCGUUUUCUUCUUCACCCUCUUGGGUCUGGCUAGACAGAACGAGUAUUACUGCCGCUUGGAUUUUCUCUGGAAGAAGAAAUUCAAGAAAGAACGCGAAGAGAUUGAAACCAUGGAGGAUCUCAACCGGGUCCUGCUGGAAAAUGUUCUCCCGGCUGAUGUAGCUCAGCAGUUUAUUCGCCAGAUCCGGCGCAAUACGCAGGAUCUCUAUCACCAAUCUUAUGAUUGUGUCUGUGUUCUCUUCGCUUCAAUCCCGGACUUCAAAGAAUUUUAUUCUGAAUCCAAUGUCAACCAUGAAGGACUUGAAUGCCUCCGACUGCUCAACGAGAUCAUUGCUGACUUUGAUGAGCUGCUUCUGAAACCCAAAUUCAGUGGGGUUGAGAAGAUCAAAACCAUUGGCAGCACUUACAUGGCAGCUACUGGCUUAAAUGUGGCAGCUGGCCAGGAUAACCAACAGGAUACUGAGAGGAGCUACACCCACCUGGGAACCAUGGUGGAGUUUGCCAUGGCUUUGGUAGCCAAGUUGGACAUUAUCAACAAACAUUCGUUCAACUCUUUCAAACUCCGUGUGGGUAUGAAUCAUGGGCCAGUUGUGGCCGGCGUCAUUGGAGCUCAGAAACCUCAAUAUGAUAUUUGGGGAAACACUGUGAAUGUAGCCAGUCGAAUGGAGAGCACAGGAGUUCUGGGGAAGAUACAGGUCACAGAAGAGACGGCUAAAGCUUUGGAGACGUUAGGCUACACUUGCUCCCUUCGUGGGGUUAUCAAGGUCAAGGGCAAAGGUGAACUGAGAACUUACUUUGUCUGCACAGAAACAGCCCGUUCUUGCUCCCAAGCACCAAUGUUGAGCUAAAUCUCAUGGAAUGGAAUGAAACUGAGACUCUUGAGAGUUGGAAUCCUAGGUGAAUUCCUUCCGGUACUUGGGGGACAGCAGGUGACUUAUUUUAACAGACCUUUCUGAUUCUGUCGGAAGAGGAAUUUACCAUGAGAAUUGGGAGAGACAGAACCCAAGGAAGUCCCAUUUUGUCUUGUGUAUGAGGAAAUCACCAGCUCCACCACCUCAGCAAACCCAUGUUUGACUGUAAUUGCAAGUGAGCAGAAGUGAGCCACUAAGAACAUUUGGUGAUCCUCUUGAGAAGACAAGUUAGAACUUUCUCCUAAUCCGAAAAAAAAAAAAGCUGCAAUUCUCCAGUCAACUUGGAGACAAUGGAUCCUCCUUUGAGGACCUUCAGUGUUCUACAUGUUUACUAAUCUGUGGUGCUUGAUAAUGGCUUGUUCACAACCAUCUUUCAGUCUAAUCUGUACUGAUAUUACCAAUCCACAACCAUCAUGUCCAAAAGACUUUUAAACUCAACCCACUCUCAAACAAAAUUAAGGAUUGGCUUCAUAAAGCCUCUGAAGAUUGAAUACAUGACAUUAGUGACAUUAUGGGUUGUGCAGAUAUCUCAACAGUCAGGUCAAAUUUAAGGAUAAUUUGAGAAUGAAGGCAGUAGAGAAGUUAUUACUCUACUGGUAUUACUGGGGUAUUCUCUAGUUGCAUAAAGCUGGUUGGGUAUUGACUCAGAUAUAUCUGAUGGAAGUAGAUUGGCAACAGAAAAUGCUACCGUUUCCUGCCAUUCUUUCUAGGUCAACUUCCUGCUUGAUACCCCAGCAACACUUCUUCUUUUGUUUGUGGUUUGUGUGUUUUGCAAGGCUGACAUAUGUUUGCCUGGACAAGUUUAAAAGCAGGUUCUUGUGGUUAAAGGAGCUUAACAACUAAGGGGAUCUCUUUGCCCACUCCCCCCCCUCUUUCUUUCCUUCUUUUCCUUCCUUGUUUCAGAAUAAAAGAAUAAAAGGGACCUUGGAGAUAUUCUAGUCCAAUAACCAGCUCAGGCAGGAAACCCUAUAUCAUUUCAGUUUCUUCUUAAAAACUUCCAGUGUUGGAGCACCCACAACUUCUGGAGGCAAGGCAUUCCACUGAUUAAUUAUUAUAACCUUCAGAAAAUUUCUCCUUGGUUCUAGGUUGAUUCUCUCCUUGAUUAGUUUCCAUCCAUUGCUUCUCAUCCUGCCUUCAGAUGCUUUGGAGAAUAGAUUGACUCCUUCUUCUUUGUGGCAGCCCCUGAGAUAUUGGAACAUGGAUAUUGUCCUUCCUUCCUUCCUUCCUUCCUUCCUUCCUUCCUUCCUUCCUUCCUUCCUUCCUCCCCCCUCCCUCUCUCCCUCCUCCCUCCCUCCCUUCCUCCUUCUUUCUCGUUUCUCAGUCAUUUCACUCAUUGAACCCAAUGUAGAGUUGGGUGGGGGGGAGGAUGGCAAAUGUGUUUUAAACAAUUGCAGCAUAAACUUUACACAUACAAAAAAGGGAGUGUACAGCACUGAGAUUUAAUGUCUGCAUUGUGGCUUUAAAGCAGGAAUGGAAAAUCCAUGAUCUUCCAGAGGCUAAUCUACAACUUCCAGUAUCCCUUAGCUAAUGGUGAAAGGAAAACCUGGGAAAAGCAUUGCCAGACAGUUGAAGGGACGUGGUGCCUCAGUGGCUAAGAUGCUGAGCUUGUCAAUAGAAAGGUCGGCAGUUCAGUGGUUCAAAUCCCUAGUGCCGCAUAAUGGGGUUAGCUCCCAUUACUUGUCCCAGCUUCUGCCAACCUAGCAGUUAGAAAGCACGUUAAAAAUGCAAGUAGAAAAAUAGGAAUCACCUUUGGUGGGAAGGUAACAGCGUUCUGUGCGGCUUUGGCAUUGAGUCAUGCCGGCCACGUGACCACAGAGACAUCUUCAGACAGCGCUGGCUCUUCGGCUUUGAAACAGGGAUGAGCACUGCCCCUUAGAGUUGGGAAUGACUAGCACAUAUGUGCGAGGGGGAACCUUUACCUUUACCUGAAGGGUGCGACAUUCAACACUUCCUACUUUCUUCCCUUAAAGUAUCAUAUUUAAUAAAUUAGGUCCAUUCUGAGGAUUUAAAAAAAAAACUUUUCCUUGCCACAUGGUUGAGUUUGUGAUUUGUGCUGGUGUUGACUGGAAUGCAACAGGAGCAACUUCUUCCUGAAAUCUCCUUAGCUGAGAUUUCCAGUCAUUUAUAAUGAGUGAAAGCAAAAAAUAUUACUUGAACUCUGUUGUAAGUUUUCCAGGAAUUGGAUUAUGCGGUGUCUUUUACUGAUGUAAAAGGAGGCCUUGCCAGAAAAAAAAUGUCUCUCUAUUCCAAUUCUGUGUGUCCACCCCUCACUCUGUGUGUGUGUACGUGUGUCCUUUACAACCAAAACUGGCAUAUUUAAAUUCUUGCAAAAAUAAACAGUGUUAUCUCUUUUAUUUGUA
Molecule: messenger RNA, 6435 nt
Organism: Pantherophis guttatus
Lineage: Eukaryota; Metazoa; Chordata; Lepidosauria; Squamata; Colubridae
Gene: ADCY4
Product: adenylate cyclase 4
Biological process (GO): intracellular signal transduction; adenylate cyclase-inhibiting G protein-coupled receptor signaling pathway; adenylate cyclase-activating G protein-coupled receptor signaling pathway
Cellular component (GO): plasma membrane
Molecular function (GO): adenylate cyclase activity
Source: RefSeq, a predicted model, not a curated record